This is a messenger RNA of Folsomia candida, 1735 nucleotides long. RefSeq lists its product as uncharacterized. The record is from RefSeq and is a predicted model, not a curated record. NCBI's taxonomy places the organism in Eukaryota, Metazoa, Arthropoda, Collembola, Entomobryomorpha, Isotomidae. Bases 229 to 1413 code for a protein of 394 amino acids. The transcript is spliced from 5 exons.
GUAGCGAGAAGCGAAAUAGGGAACCGAUUUUUUUUCCCAUAUGCUAACAUCGUGCCCUAGUACAUACAUUUCUCCAUUGCUUUCUCCCAAAAUUUUUGUACGUUACACACAUUUCUUGAUAACCCUUCCUCCGCAAAGCAUAAUUUACUUGCGAAAAUGAAUAGUAUCCUGUGUUUUAUAUCAAAGUUUUUGAGUUCUUAAUUGUAACUGGGAACAUUCUGCAUAAAAAUGUUACAAACGGCGCAUUGUGUUGGAGGAAGUGUAUAUCCGUGUUUCCCCAAAAAUGACAAGAUUUACGGAAUACAUCUCGUGCCGACCACAGAACCAAACGAAAUUCAUGGAAAAGUGCAAAUCUGUUCCCCACAUGAGAUUGAACAUUAUGGCAUUGUUGUCGAGUUUGAAGGAAUCGUCACUUUUAGCGAUCGAUUUAAAAACGUGAUUAAAGUAUUUGCACCAGAACCUGAAACUAAUACGGUAUUAAGAUCAACUGUUUAUCAUCAGAUUUGUGGCCGAAAAGAAGGAUUAGAGAAAGGAGAUCCUCCACCACAAUGCCGUAAGAAGCUGAGACCAAUAUCUCACAUAUUUGAGUUUCGCCUCGUCUGGCCAACAACACAACCAUUACCUCCAACCUUAACCACACGUCGUGUCGAUGUGACAUACUAUAUAAUUUUAUAUAAGAGAACGCUAGACGGGUAUGAACAGAUAGAACAAAAACAACUCAAGUUUUACGGCUAUCACGGCCUCCCGUCGCCUCAUGAUCAAUUUCUUGGUAAUGGUGGCAGACCUGCGUUUCUCCAAGAAGUGACGCGAGAGUUCUCGACAAAUGGCAUCGAGAUAAUGAUUCAAACGCCUGGAAGGAAUUACCUUCGAACUGAAAUUAUACCUUGGUCGAUUUCAGUUCGAAACGAGAAACAUCAACGAAUUGCGGCAAUCUCUGUACAUCUAAUACGGAAUACAACAGUGUUUUCUGAGCGUAAUGCAGAGAUAGUGGACACCUUUGUGAAUAAAAAGAUAUCAGGUCGGAAGGAGUUUUGCAUUCGAGGAGGAUUUAAAGGGAGAAGAGAACUUCCGACGUUCCAAUGUCCUGGAGUUCAUGGUUUGCAAGUUACAUAUUGCAUUAAGUGUGAAUUGUCCAUCCGUGAUGAAGAGGAAACAACAAAUAUUACGAGCAAUGAACUUGAAGUUGUGAUCGGGACCACGGUUAUUCCAUCGAAUCAGACAAAUUCCGAGGACGAAAUUACACCACUCCCAUUCCGAAUGAGAUGCAUGUCGCUGGCGUCAUCAAUGUUGACACUGUUUCCGCCAGCCUACUCACAAUUGUCGUCGAGAUCUGGUUCCGUCACUUCUCUGGAGACAUUACCACCUCAUUAUGACGAUUUGGUGCAAAAUUUCUACGAAGAGAAGGCAGAGUAGAAUUUAUUAAAUAUGUUCCUAAGUCUUAUGUCAUUGCUACAUACAUAACACAUUAUCACAUCUUAUGAAUCAGAGCUUUAUUACGUGUACAAUUCUAUUUAUUACAUAUACAUGUAAGUCAUAUAUUUUAUAAUAAUCUUAUUGUUUCAUCGCUGAACAACUUUUCAUACAUAUUUAAAAUUUCCGACUACAUGGAAUCACUGUUUAUUACGUAAACACCCACAUUGUUAACCUUCACUCCACUGGAUCUUACCUGACUACUACAUACAUAUUCACUUAAUCUAUUUCAAUUGAUCUAAAUAAAUUAAAUCAUAUUUAUCAA